This is a messenger RNA of Pisolithus orientalis, 1557 nucleotides long. Its product is annotated as NADH dehydrogenase. The transcript is spliced from 15 exons. The coding region runs from base 1 to 1557 and encodes 518 amino acids. The record is from RefSeq and is a predicted model, not a curated record. Gene Ontology annotation, molecular function: NADH dehydrogenase activity. NCBI's taxonomy places the organism in Eukaryota, Fungi, Basidiomycota, Agaricomycetes, Boletales, Pisolithaceae.
AUGACACCGGCCCAUCUGAUGGCGGCCAGAGGUAAGCAAAACAGAUCACGCGUUGGGAAUAAAUGGAGAGGCUUCUUGCAGAUACUAGGUCGCGUCACGCUGGUCACUAUCGUCGGAGCCGCCGGUACGUUUUGGUACAUCACCUACAAGGAUCGCAACCCCGGUCCUCAGCUUCCACUUGAUCCUUCAAAAAAAAUUCUUGUCAUUCUCGGCAGUGGGUGGGGUGCCACUAGCCUUCUAAAGGGUCUGGACACAACCGAUUACAAUACCAUCGUUAUUAGUCCGAAGAAUUUCUUCCUCUUCACCCCUCUCCUGCCAUCUGUCGCGGUCGGUACGCUAGGCGCUAAAUCGAUAUUGCAACCAACUCGCUAUGUUGCCCGUCACAAGGCUCGCCAAGUGUCCGUCAUAGAGGCAGAGGCUACGAAUGUUGAUCCCGUGAACAAGACAGUCACCUUCACAGAUACAUCUCCGCUCCGCCCACUUGAACCAACUCGGACGAUUCCUUAUGACUAUUUGGUAUAUGCCGUCGGAGCGGAAACACAAACUUUCGGAAUCCCAGGUGUGAAGGAACGUGCGUGUUUCAUGAAGGAGAUCGGCGAUGCGGAACAGAUGCAGGCGCGCUUUUUAGAUUGCAUUGAAACAGCUGCCUUCCCUGGCACGAGCGAAGAAGAGAAGCGGCGGCUAUUACAUAUGGUUGUGGUCGGUGGCGGUCCGACAGGUAUUGAGAUGGCAGGAGAGUUGCACGAUUUCCUUGAGGAAGACCUCAAGUCAUGGUAUCCGGAACUCCACCCCUAUGUGCGGAUAACGCUCGUUGAAGCUCUUCCCUCGGUGCUGCCAAGUUUUAGCAAAGAGCUGAUUGCGUACACGGAAAGGACGUUUAAGGAAAGUAAAAUUGAUAUCCUCACAGGGACCAUGGUCAAAGGAGUGAGUGAAGGGAGUGUACGACUGAAACCCAAAGACGGCGAGGAGCAUGAUCUGCCUUGCGGGUUGGUAGUUUGGGCUGCAGGCAACAAAGCACGGGACAUCUCGCGUAAUUUAAUGGCGCAACUGCCAGAUCACCAGACAAACAAGCGUGGAAUUCUGGUCGAUGACCACCUGCGUAUGCUCGGUGCACCAUCCAUCUUUGCUAUAGGCGACUGUACCGCCACUUCCUAUGCGCCAACCGCACAGGUUGCAUCCCAGCAAGGCGCGUAUCUUGCGCGGAUGUUCAAGUUGAUAGCGAAGAGGGAUGAAUUAGCGCGUAAACUCGACGAACUAAGCAAAACGAGCGAUGGCAAAGAUUUGGAAGCAUCAAAGAGUAAGGAGACAGAAAGUCUGGCAAAGCAGAUUGAGAGGAUUAGGUUGAAGCCCUUCCAUUACUCACAUCAGGGGUCACUUGCAUACAUUGGCUCAGAUAAGGCAAUUGCCGAGUUACCCAUCUUUGGGCGAGAGUGGACCAGUGGUGGUGUCGCAACCUUCCUCUUCUGGCGAAGUGCAUAUUUAAGUACGCUUUUUUCUCUCCGGAACAGAGCUCUCGUAGCCGGCGACUGGAUGCGUACUAAAUUCUUCGGGCGGUGA